GCAGACCCUGUACGGGACAAUAAGGGGUGGGACAAAGCUGUGUAUACUAUUUAAAAAUCUCUAAUCUUGCCCUUAGAUCAGGACCAUGGACAACAGCUAAGAAACUCUCUUACUUAAUGGGAGAGGACUUACAGAAAGCCUUCAUUUGUGGGGCUCUCAAAGCGGAAGCAGGCUGGUCUGAGUCCAAACCGACGACGAUGUUGUCGGUUUAUCAGCGCAGAUUUGGACCGAGAUGAGAUAGGCUUCAGCCCGCUUUCUGUUUGUCGUCCUGCCAGGACACAGCUGCCAGUUCCUCUCAUUUUUUAAAUGUCUCACUUCUUCCACAUGUAGAGAUUUCGCUUGUUACUAAAGGCUGUUUUAAUUUUUGGAGCAAAGAGGAAAAACUGCGGACGAACUUUUUUCCCAGAAACGGCGGUUGGUCGUCACCGAAUCAGGAAAGGAUGUGAACAUCUGCAGCUGAGACGACAAGUAAAACAGAUUAACUCCACUGUUGUCGAAAUGGAGCCUGUUGUAUUUUAAACGUUUCCUCUAAAGUUACUUCGUCUGCCUUAAACACUUGGGCAACGGAGGGACACUUUAAGCUAACUUUGAUAUGGGAGACGUGCGGCGUUUGCGUCUGUCGAGUUAAAAGGCGAGUUGGAAACAGAGAUGGGAAGCUCUGCUCUGCUCACAGUGGUGCUAGUUGGGGCGUUGCUGUGGAUCUCUGCUAUCCACGCAGAUUCCGAAGACGAUGGGAAGCUACUGUGUGCAUGCGAGAAUGCCAAAGGCACAUGCGUGAAUGGAACUUGCAGAGGAGACAUCUGCUUCUACACUUGGUGGUACAGCAAUGAGGAGAGGGGCUGUUUCUCCGCAGUUAACUACAUGGAGCAGUGCUUCACCUCCUUCGACCGCUUUUUCGUCCACUGCUGCAAAGACAAUCUGUGCAACACAGACACCACGCCACCUCCAAAUAUUAAUGGAGUGCCAACAACAACGCCCCCAGAGCUCAGUCGUCCGGAGCUUUGGAUCACGUUGUCUUUGCUGCUGUUAAUCACGACUGUCAGCGUGUGUGGCCUGGUGCUGUUCCUGCGCUUCCGACGUGCACAUGGCAGACUGAGAAACGUCAAGGACCACGAUGUCACCAUGCUCAAGGUCCCUAACGGAGAUGAACCCACAUACGGCGAUAUCUUUGAUGAGUUUUGCACAUCAGGAAGUGGGACAGGGCUGCCCUAUCUGGUCCAAAGGACUAUGGCCAGACAGAUUUCACUUGUCCAGUGUGUUGGUAAAGGCCGGUAUGGGGAGGUGUGGAGGGGAACUUGGAUGGGGGAGAGUGUGGCUGUCAAGAUCUUUUCCUCUAGGGACGAGCAGUCCUGGUUUAGAGAGACAGAGAUCUACAAUACUGUACAGCUGCGACACGACAACAUACUGGGUUUCAUAGCUUCUGACAUGACAUCUAAGAACUCCAGCACCCAGCUGUGGCUCGUCACCCACUUUCAUGAGCUGGGUUCGCUCUACGACUUCCUGCAGUACAGCAGCUUGGAGCCAGAGAGCUGCCUGAGGAUGUGCCUGUCUGUGGCUUGCGGCCUCGUUCACCUUCACACUGAGAUUGUCAGCUCCCAGGAAAAGCCAGCCAUCGCCCACCGAGACCUGAAAAGCCGCAACAUCCUGGUAAAGCGGAACGGACAGUGCUGCAUCGCUGACCUGGGUUUGGCUGUGAUACACUCUCAGUCCCAUGACUACCUCGAUGUGGGCAACAACCCUCGUGUGGGGACCAAGCGCUACAUGGCCCCUGAAGUGCUGGAUGAGACUAUUCGUAUGGACGUCUUUGAGUCCUACAAGCAAACGGACAUCUGGGCCCUGGGCCUUGUCUUCUGGGAAAUUACCCGCAGGACCAUUGUCAAUGGGAUCGUGGAAGAGUACCGCCCUCCCUUCUUUGACCUGGUGCCCUUAGAUCCCAGCUUUGAGGAGAUGAAGAAGGUGGUGUGUGUGGACCAGCAGAGGCCCAGUCUGCACAACAGGCUCCAUUCCCACCCUAUCCUAACGGCCAUUGUGAAGAUCAUGAAGGAGUGCUGGUACCAGAGCCCGUCGGCCCGCCUCACUGCCCUGCGGGUGAGAAAGACACUCUCCAAACUGGACCAGGACAGUGACUUCAGCAUUGAGAAACUCAAGCGGGACAUCUAGACCAGAGGCAUGAAGCUGGGACAAAAGAUUGAAAGCGCCAGAAGGGAUUAUGCGCCACAUUCCAACAGCACGAGGUGCAUAUCAUUAGCAUAUUUUUGAGCUAAUGACUCACACAGUCACGGCAUUAUAUUAAAACCAUAUGACUUUCAGCAGUAGUGUCUAGACUGGCUCCCAAGGCUAUUUUUUUUUCUUUUUUUUUUUUUGCUUAGCAUACCCUAAUUUUCAUCUGCCAUAUUCCUCAAACCAAAAGGCCCCCAAAAGACAACCAUUAAGACCACAAUGUUUUAUCAAGGUAUAUUUAGUUUAUUAUGUUGAGCCAAUAAAAAGCAUUUCCAAAGCUAAAUAACACCAAACAACUCAUGGACUGUUCUACACACACAGGGUUUUAUUCAUAAUUGUCUAAAUCCUCCAUCGUCAUAACAGAAAGGAAAUCUGGCAUUACUCAUCAUCUUAUCGAGAAGAGGAGGAGCAUGACAUUUUAGACUUUUCUCUGAAAUACAGUGUAUUUGCACAAAUGGUUUUUUCCCGAAAAUUACCAAAGAAAAGACGGAGGCCUUUGUGUUGUUGGGGGUUUUUUUUCCCUAAGAAUACAGGAAAUAUGUAAGUAAUAACAUGUUCAUACCAAAGCACAUUACCUGUUGUGUAAGCAUAUUUAACUUAUAUAAAAUGAGCAUUUAUUAUCUGCACACAGGCACAUUGAGCUAUCUAGUUGUACAUAUUCUAACAGCGCUGAAGCUGUUGUCUUGUAUCACCAUUGGGUUUACUGUAAAUAUAUUUUUAAAGGGAUCCAAUAUUUUCUAUUAUACAACAAUGACACAUUUUAUAAACUUUUUUACAACACAUUUUCAGAGAUUUUUUUACAUUUCUGUAGGCCAAUAAUUUACCAUCACCAUUAGUAUGGUCAAUAAAGGAAUUCACAAACAGACAUGUAAUAUUGUAUAUGUUGAAUAAAGGAUUGUAUUUUUCAACAGUUG
Messenger RNA from Epinephelus lanceolatus (giant grouper), 3134 nucleotides. It is a transcript of the gene acvrl1, whose product is annotated as activin A receptor like type 1. Gene Ontology annotation, cellular component: plasma membrane; BMP receptor complex. Lineage: Eukaryota; Metazoa; Chordata; Actinopteri; Perciformes; Serranidae. Gene Ontology annotation, molecular function: ATP binding; transmembrane receptor protein serine/threonine kinase activity. The record is from RefSeq and is a predicted model, not a curated record. Gene Ontology annotation, biological process: protein phosphorylation; cellular response to growth factor stimulus; angiogenesis.